This is a messenger RNA of Verticillium alfalfae VaMs.102, 930 nucleotides long. Its product is annotated as GCY. The record is from RefSeq and is a predicted model, not a curated record. Lineage: Eukaryota; Fungi; Ascomycota; Sordariomycetes; Glomerellales; Plectosphaerellaceae. Gene Ontology annotation, cellular component: cytosol. Bases 172 to 930 code for a protein of 252 amino acids. The transcript has 7 exons. Gene Ontology annotation, molecular function: aldose reductase (NADPH) activity.
GACAACCAGGGGCAGCGGAAUAAGAACCUUGUGCCCCUCACUCGUUCCGAAGCCCACCCCUCACUACACACAUCUCGACGAUAUUUCUCAUUACAGGAGCCAAAGAGAAGACAACUCUGUCAUCAAUUAGCACACAGUCACCAUCCAGCAAUCCCAAGAACCACUACCAACAUGUCGUUCGGCACCAAGGCUACAUUCCACACCGGCGCGCAGAUCCCCACGCUGGGAUACGGCACCUGGCAGUCGUCUCCUGGCGAGGUCUCCGUGGGCGUCUACGAAGCCCUCAAGGCUGGCUACCGCCAUCUUGAUCUCGCCAAGAUCUACCAGAACCAGCCCGAGGUCGCCGAAGGCAUCAAGAAGGCCUACAAGGACAUUCCGGGACUCAAGCGCGAGGAUAUCUUCAUUACCUCCAAGCUGUGGAACAACUCUCACCGUCCCGAAUAUGUCGAGGCCGCCCUUGAUCAGACUCUGAAGGAGCUUGAACUUGACUACCUUGACCUCUACCUCAUCCACUGGCCUGUCGCAUUCAAGCGCGACGGUGCUGCUGACGCUGACAACCUCUUCCCCGCCUCCGAGAACGGCAAGGCGGUCGCUGUCGACGACGACGUGUCCAUCGUCGACACCUGGAAAGCAUUGAUUGAUCUGCCCAAGUCCAAGGUCCGCAACAUUGGCGUCUCCAACUUCACGGUCGAGCACCUUGAGAAGGUCAUCAGCGCCACUGGCGUGGUUCCCGUCGUCAACCAGAUCGAGCGCCACCCUCUUCUCCAGCAGAAUGACACCGUCAUCAAGUACGCCAAGGAGAAGAACAUUCACAUCACUGCCUACUCUGCAUUCGGCAACAACAGCAUUGACGCGCCGCUCCUUCUCGUCAACGACACUAUCAAGGCCGUUGCCGAGAAGAACUCCGCGACCCCCGCACAAGUUCUGUAA